GAUUUUUUUUCGUGAAUCAGAAUUUCAGCUUAGAGAAUAAUGAUUUGUUCCAGAAUUUCGCAUUUAAUACUUUUUUCAAAAUAGUUUUCACAGUUAACUUAUAUUAACAUCCGAGUUAACAUCCUUUUGGAUUAUUCCUGUUCAAAGGAACUCAAAACCGAUGGAAAAUGGUUUGGAUUACCCUCAAACAAACUAAUAAAAUAUUUGUCCAUAUCAACAGAAGACUUGUGCAUCAGAGAUUGUACAGUGGUAGGAAAGGAAUAAUACUAGGAAUUGAAACCUCAUGUGAUGACACAGGUUGUGCUAUUGUUGAUACUGAGGGAAAUAUAUUGGGUGAAUCUCUGAAUUCUCAACAUUUGAUACAUCUCAACAAUGGAGGAAUCAUUCCACCAAUAGCAAAAGAUUUACAUAGAAAACAUAUAGAAAAUGUAGUUGAUGAAGCAGUAGCAUUGGCCAAUUUGAGCUUUGAUGAUAUUGAUGCAAUAGCCACUACAGUUAAACCAGGUCUACCGCUGUCUCUUCUCAUCGGAAUGAGAUAUGGUAAACACCUAUGCCGAAAAUUCAAGAAACCUUUCAUGCCAAUCCAUCAUAUGGAAGCACAUGCUUUGACAGCUAGAAUGCAUGACCCAACAGUACAAUUUCCAUUUCUUGUUCUGCUAAUCAGUGGGGGUCAUUGUUUGUUAGCGGUUGCUGUUAAAGUUGACAAAUUCUUGCUUCUAGGAGAAAGUAUAGAUGAUGCCCCAGGAGAAGCUUUUGAUAAGGUGGCGAGAAGAAUGAAACUGAAAAAUCUUCCGGAAUAUUCUCAGUUAUCUGGUGGGCAGGCUUUAGAACUAGCUGCUUCAAAAGCAAACGACCCCUUGCAUUAUAAGUUAACUAUUCCAAUGUUACAGUAUAAAAAUUGUAAUUUCAGUUUCGCAGGCAUCAAAAGUCAACUGCUGUACCAAGUUAUUAGAGAAGAAAAAUCAAAAGAUGUAGCAGCUGAUAGUCCCAUACCAGGUGUUUAUGAUAUGUGUGCCAGUUUUCAGCUCGUUGUAACCAGGCAUAUAUGUCAUAGGGUACAAAGAGGUAUGGAAUAUGCUGAACGUGCUGGACUAAUUCCACCAGAUAAGAAAACUUUGGUGGUUUCUGGAGGAGCAGCCUGCAACAAUUUUAUAGCAAAAGGUUUGAGUAUGGUAUGCGGAGAACUAGGAUAUAAAAUGGUCAGACCACAACCAAAACUAUGCACCGACAAUGGAGUCAUGAUUGCUUGGAAUGGUGUGGAAAGGUGGAAAGAAAACAUUGGAGUCUAUACAGAUUUUGAAAAUAUUACAAUUGAAAAUAAUGCACCUCUCGGCGAAAGUCUCAUAGAAGAAGUUGAAAAUCAAAGAAUCAGUUGCAAAUGGGUGAAAUUGACUCAAUUAAAUCAACCACAAGCCAGUUGGUCGAAGGAUUGAUAGUGAAGUACAUAAUAUACCAACAUAUAAACAAAUUUCUUGGUAAAAGAUGGGCACUUGUUUUAUACUUAUAGGGCACCCUGUAUAUUUCAAGAUCAUAUGUGGACCAAUAUUUUACUAUACAGGGUGUUUCCUAAUUGAAUAUCAAUAUUUGAGGAGGCAAGUCUUGAGCCCAUUUUAAGAAGAAAAUUUCAUGUGAACGUCAACUUUUAAGAUACAGGGUGGUAGAGUUCUCAAAAAUGAAAAGUUUUUCAUUAUUAUCUGUGAUACUACUCUAGAUAUUCUGAUGACAUUUGGCAUGUACUAUGUAUCAAGAGGCAUCGGCGAGUGUACAACAUUUUUUGUUGAUGGCACCACUGGCGUUCGUAUGGAAUUUUACAUACCUAUUUCAGCAGACAUUGAUGGUACGCCACUGAUUAAUCUCAAAAUUGAAAUCAUUCCUGAAAUUCUCAAUCAUUCUGAAGCAAAUUUUAUCUCCACAAUUGUUUCAAUCUGAUGCACGGUUUUCGCUCAAAAAAUAAAAAUCUGUUCACUACAUGAUCAUAACAAUAUCGUCAAUAAUAUGACGAUACCACAAUGCAGAGAAAUAUAUUUUAUUUUUUAGGUGAAAACCGUGAUUCGGACUGAAACAAUCCAAGAGAUCAAAUCAAGUGGUGUUACAGAUAUUAAUAAAAUACUAAUCAUUUUUGAGAAGUUUACCACCAUGUAUCUCAAAAGUGAAGACGUUUAGGUCAUACGUUCAUAUGAGUUUUUUUUUCAAAAUGGGCCCAAGGAUCGCCUCCUCAAAUAUUGACAUUCAAUUAGGAAACACCCUGUAUAUGAGUACCAAAUGUAAUUUUUAUAUUUAUUUGUUAAUGUUAGAGACAUCUCAUCUUUGAUAUAGUUAUGGAUAGGACU
Molecule: messenger RNA, 2330 nt
Organism: Phaedon cochleariae (mustard beetle)
Lineage: Eukaryota; Metazoa; Arthropoda; Insecta; Coleoptera; Chrysomelidae
Source: the annotation of a GenBank genome assembly